Molecule: messenger RNA, 4593 nt
Organism: Punica granatum (pomegranate)
Lineage: Eukaryota; Viridiplantae; Streptophyta; Magnoliopsida; Myrtales; Lythraceae
Source: RefSeq, a predicted model, not a curated record
UCUUCACGACUCCUUCCCCCCUCCUCCAAUUUUUGUAUUCUCUCUCUCUCUCUCUCUCUCUCUCCUCUGAAAUCUACGCAGCGGAAGAAAAAGUCUACCUUUCCAAGAACCUUCACCGAAACUCCAUUCCCUCUCUGUCUUGGUCUCCCUGUCUCUGAGGAGGGUUCACACUCAAAUUUCCCGAGUCCACCCUCGAUCCAGUCCCUUCAAUUGGAUUGAAGCGGUCGGGUCUGCCGGAGAAUGCUGCUUGGGGUCCUUUGAAAUUGGAAACGGCCGGAAAAUCGAAGUAUUGUGCUCGCUGGUGAUUUGAUUCUGGUUGAUAUGGGGGAUGAGGGGCCGAGAUUCGGUGGGUUCGAGGAUUUCUAUGCGGCUGAGAAUGACCAUCUCACCAUCGAUCUGCAGUCGCUCAUGGAGCUUCUCGACGAGGAGCCGGACCAGGGGUCGCAGGGAAACUCAGAGGAUUUAUCAAGAGAAUUCUUGACCAGUGAGUCAGUUCCUGCAGUUGGCAAGUUUACCCAUACUCCUCCUGAAAAUGGAUAUCUGGGAUCAGAAGGUGCAUUCGCCACAGGGGAUGGAAUUUCCUGCAAUGGUAACUUCUACUCUUCAUGUAACGUUGUUGCGGCAGAUCCCUGGGCUUCAGAAGGUGCUAAAACAAAGAAAGUGGAAAUCGAUUUUGGAAUUGGUGGCUCUUCAGGGGAAACCGUCAUGGACAGUUUUAGGGCUCCUGGAAGUAAUUCUUAUAUGGACAAUCGGUACUUGGAUGUUCCUUUACAGGGUGGCGCCUUGUUUGAGUCGUCCAUGUGCCACAACUAUACUACUAUCUUUGGAGACCGCUUGCCACCGUUUGUUGAUCCCCAGAGGAUUCCUCUGCAUCAUGCUGAUAGUUAUCAAUCUUUUCCAUCAAACACUAACAUGUUCUCUGCCACAAAAAAUGAAAGAGGAACAUUUCAAGCCGAGGAAGGUGCAAACUUAGCUAGUGAGGCUGGUUCAGAGAGGUGGGGAAACACCUCAACAUCUUUCUCAGAAAUCUUACCUGACGAUGUUUCGGGUACUAUGGGUUAUGAUCUUAAUGAGUUUGAUUAUCACUUCCCACUGAUGGGUGGAAGUUACUCAUCUGCUGCUGAUAACGAGGUACUGGAACAGCCACUCACGUGGAAUUCAUUGUACACGUCGACAUGGUCAAGUAACAAGCCAGUGGUAACUGAUGAAGAUAUUGUCCGGAAGAGUUACUCUGUUGCCGAUGAGAAAUCUGGUGUUACUAUGGAUGUAAACCCUUCACCGUUUCUGGUUUCACCUUUUACAACUCUCCAGCCGCUUAGAGAUCUCAAAAAGGCAGAGGAAGAAGGCAUGGGAAAACCUCCUAAAAGAGCUCGUGAUGAUAUCGAUGGAUUUACAUAUAGGUCUCCCAUGGAGGACAGAAAUUUGAAGAAAGAAUUUUCGGGGCAAUUUGCAGCUUGUUCUCAGCCCCCUGCCUUUAUCAAUAAGCCUCUUAGUGGCAUUAAGGAUGAGAGCUCUAGCACAUCGCUUCAGCUUGGUAGUACAGCAACUCACCAUCCCUCCAAUUGCAGCCCUGAGUCAACUCAAAGCAAUAUGGUCGACUGCAGAUCUCAUGCCGAAGAUGAGUCUGAUAUUUGUAUUAUUGAGGAGAUGAGUCAUCCUGCUCCAUCGAAUCAAUCUGGAAAACUAACCAUCUUCCAAAAUCGAUCUACAUUGAGUGAUUCUCACCAUCACACUGGUGUUGGAGUAGCAGGAAGGCUAAGGACGAAUUCUGAGAGACAAAUUUUUCGUGUUGCAUUGCAGGAUCUUGCUCAGCCAAAGUCGGAAGUUUUCCCACCUGAUGGUGUUCUAGCAGUUCCACUUUUGAGACAUCAGAGAAUUGCCUUGUCAUGGAUGAUCAAAAAGGAAACUGCUGUGAAUUGUUCCGGAGGAAUUCUAGCAGAUGAUCAGGGUCUGGGCAAAACAAUCUCCACCAUCGCUCUCAUUGUCAAGGAAAGACCUCCACCCAUCAAACCAGAUCAAAACAAAAUCAAGCAUGAGGAAUUGCAAACCCUAAAUUUGGAUGAGGAUGGUGAAGAGAAAAUUCCCGAGUCCAAUGGGGCUACGAUGGAUUCUAAAUUAGUUCAAGCUCCAUUAGGAGGACUCAAAAUUAAAACUGAGACCAGCUGCCCUUUGGUGCAGCGAAGAGGGAGGCCGGCAGCUGGAACCCUUGUUGUUUGCCCAACAAGUGUCCUCCGGCAAUGGGCUGAUGAGUUGCAUAAUAAGGUGACACAAAAGGUCAAUCUUUCUGUUCUUGUAUACCAUGGGGGCAAUCGAACAAAGGAUCCCUUUGAGCUGGCAAAAUACGAUGUUGUCCUCACAACUUAUUCAAUCGUCAGCAUGGAGGUCCCGAAGCAGCCUCUCGUUGAUAAAGAGGAUGAUGAAAAUGGGAAAACGGAUGACCAUGGUCUUCCUCGUCCGCAACUUUCAUCCAGUAAGAAGAGAAAGUAUCCUCCAGGUCCCAACAAAAGAAGAUCGAAGGAUGGAAAGGAGGUGGAGGGUGCUCUGCUUGAGUGUGCUGCAGGGCCACUUUCAAAAGUAGGGUGGUUUCGAGUUGUCUUGGAUGAGGCCCAGAGCAUUAAAAAUCAUAGGACACAAGUCGCCCGGGCCUGCUGGGGCCUUCGGGCCAAGCGAAGAUGGUGCUUGUCAGGAACUCCUAUUCAGAAUGCAAUUGAUGAUCUGUACAGCUACUUCAGGUUUCUCAGAUAUGACCCUUAUGAUGUCUACAACACCUUCUGUUCCAAUAUAAAGGCCCCGAUUCACCGAAGUCCUGCAAAGGGCUACAAGAAGUUGCAAGCUAUAUUAAAGACAAUAAUGCUCCGCCGCACUAAAGGCACACUUCUUGAUGGCGAACCUAUCAUUACCUUACCACCCAAGUUGGUGAAAUUGGAGAAGGUGGAAUUCUCGAAGGAGGAGCGAGACUUUUAUUCAAGACUAGAGGCUGAUUCACGUGCUCAGUUUGAAGAGUAUGCAGCUGCUGGGACUGUGAAAGAAAAUUACGUUAACAUUCUUCUAAUGCUCUUACGCCUCAGACAGGCUUGUGAUCACCCUCUUCUUGUUAGGGGAUAUGAUUCAACUUCUGCAUGGAAAGCUUCACUCCAGGUGGCAAAGCAACUUCCUCGGGAGAAACAAAAGCAUCUGCUUAAUUGCUUAGAGGCUUCUCUAGCAAUUUGCACAAUUUGUAACGAUCCACCUGAAGAAGCUGUUGUUUCAAUCUGUGGUCACGUUUUCUGCAAUCAGUGCAUGUGUGAACAUCUCACUGGUGAUGAAACUGACUGCCCUGCUUUGGAUUGCAAAGUCAGACUAAGUCGGUCUUCAGUGUUUUCUCGGGAAUCUCUGAGCAAUUCCCUUUCUGACCAGCUUCAUGUGGAUAAACCUGUUAGUAGUUUCGAAUCUAAAGCUGAAGAGAGAGCUGAACCAUGUUUAACUAGUUCCCCUUGUGGCUCCUCCAAAAUAAGGGCUGCGCUCGAAGUCCUACAAUCAAUCUCUAGGACGCGUGAAUGCCAUUCGGGAGCUGGCCCUAUGCAAGACUCUUCCAAUGGAACUUACUCUGGGAACUCAUCUGAUCUUAGGGGUAAUCCUGCAGAAACAAGUUCCUCAGAGGAUAAGGUUGAAAGCUUGAAGGAACUGAAUAAGAUAGUUGGGAUGAAAGCUAUAGUAUUCUCACAAUGGACGAGGAUGUUGGAUCUACUAGAAGUUUGCUUGAAGAGCUCUUCGAUCCAGUUUAGAAGACUCGAUGGCACGAUGUCAGUCAUUGCUAGAGACAAGGCCGUGAAGGAUUUCAACACCCUUCCUGAGGUGACUGUAAUGAUCAUGUCUCUAAAAGCUGCUAGUCUAGGACUGAACAUGGUCUCAGCUUGCCAUGUUCUCUUAAUGGACCUUUGGUGGAAUCCCACAACCGAAGAUCAAGCAGUAGAUAGGGCCCAUCGUAUCGGUCAGACCCGGCCGGUUACGGUUUUGCGGUUGACCGUGAAAGAUACAGUUGAAGAUCGCAUCUUAGCCCUACAGCAAAAGAAGCGAGUCAUGGUGGCGUCCGCCUUUGGAGAGGACGAGGCUGGGAGUCGUCAGAGUCGACUCACAGUGGAGGACCUGAAAUAUCUUUUCAUGGUGUGAACCACUCGAGGAGUGUUAAUUCUCCUGAGGAUUUUAUUGUCUGAGCUUUAACUUUGUGCUGGGAGUCCGGGGAAUCAGUUUUCCUUUGGCGACAAAGGAAGAGCUCACUGAUCCCGGGCUAAUUCUUGGUAGGUUCUAGGAGAGGCCUUAAUAGUUAUUAGAGAGGAAGAUUUAUUUGCAGGGUCUCGUGAUAGUUUGACGAUUGAUUCAAUUCUUUUUCAGACCACAGUUGCAUCAUUGUAUAGGAUCGAUGUAGAUAGAGAGUUUGAUAAUAGAAGAGACAAAGGAUAACAAAGAUUUUAUCAACAGCUCUCUCUUUGAAUUGUAAAUUGUAUAAGGGAUCUCCUUCUCUUCACUUCACUUACACAGGUCAUGUAGAUAGAUUCUUUGCACUCCUCUAUUGAACAUUGGUUUUUAUUUUAUUUAGGUAUUCUUUCGGGUGCA